This is a messenger RNA of Mesorhabditis spiculigera, 2556 nucleotides long. NCBI's taxonomy places the organism in Eukaryota, Metazoa, Nematoda, Chromadorea, Rhabditida, Rhabditidae. The record is from the annotation of a GenBank genome assembly.
AUGCGUCUGCCGACCGCCAGAUAUGAGCCUUACAUGCAGAAAUUCUACGAGUCACUGGGCAGAUCGAUCGGCUCCCAUCCAUGGCUAUACAUUAUUGCUCUCGUCACCUUCACCCUCAUCUCAUCGGCCGGUCUCCUGCGCUUUCAUCAGAUCAACAAUGCCCGACUGACAUUCACCGAUUCGCGAGCCCCGUCGAGAUAUGAGGGACGGGUGGUUGAACAAUUCCUACGCCAAAACGGCACCCUCAGUAUUGUCGAGGUGCUCGUAUCGGCCCGCGACAACGGCAGUCUGCUACGCCCCGACCAAUUUCGACAACUCCAAAAGUUGGCACGCGACAUCAGGAAGCUGACCGUGUGGGACGACGGCUCAAAACGGCGCAUCGGAUUCGUCGAUCUGUGCGAGCCGUACUGUCAGAAAAACGAUGCGUUUGAUGCGGUCACCCGGGUCAUUGAUGCCAAUUUGAGCAGCGUUGAAAUCACAUAUCCGACAACGGAAAUCCUUGGGGAAAAGGUGUUCAUCGCCAACAACUUCUACCGCAUCCGCGUCGACCUCGAGACGAAACGGCUGUUGGAUUUCCGGACGGUAUUGCUGCACUAUUUCCUCGUCCACGCUGACCCGUCAUUAAUGCUCAAAUGGGAAAAUGAGCUGGUAAAGUUGUGCUACGCGUCGAAACGCUACAACUUUCUUCGCGUCCUCGUUGUCACCGAUUUCCUCGUCGCCAAGGAGGUUAAGAAACUCGGCACCGACACGGCACCACUUCUCUCUAUUGCACUCGCCGCGCUGAUGGUUUUCCUCUGCGUCUCUUCGUUACGCUAUCACCGGGAAGAAUCGAAGCCAGUCGAGGCGGUGCUCGGCGGGGCGAUCCCCAUCUUGGCAUCAGUGGCCACCAUCGGCAUCGUCUCGGCCACCGGAUUAGCGUUCCAAAGUAUUGUCGUCAGCACGCUGUUUUUGUUGUUGGCGAUAGGGGUGGACGACGUUUUCAUCAUGUUGGCGGCAUGGCAUCGUACGGAUCGAAGAUGUCGGGUGGAGGAACGGGUCGCCGCAACUGUUCGGGAAGCGGGCUGCUCGAUGACGGUGACCACCGUAACCAAUCUAAUCUCAUUCGGCAAUGGCGUGUUUUCGUCCACACCCGUCCUUCAGACGUUCGCCAUCUACUCUACCGUGGCCUCGGCCGUGUGCUUUGCCUUUCAGCUGCUCCUCUUUCCGGCCAUUUUGGCCCUGACCGCCAAUAGGGAAAUACGAGACGAUACUGUAGCCAACAAAAAACGACAUUCCUGCCUCCCGGAUCGUCUCGAAUUCGUCAAAAAAGGCGGUAUUCUGCACGACGACAUUUUUCGGCAGCUUUCCCAUUGGGUUUGCUCAACAUGGAUGAGGGCUACGGUAGUUCUGUUCCUCUGCAUCUACUGGUCCAUUUCGCUAUACGGUGCCCUUCAAGCGCGUACCGAGCUGGGCAUCCAGCACUUUGCCGAUAAAUCCAGCCUAACCGCCCAAUUCAAGGUGGAACACGAGGAGGUUAUUAAGUCGAUGCAAACGCUGGCCAUCGUCGUGCAGACGGCGGGCGAUCUGCGAAAUAGCACGAAUAUGGAGAGACUUAGUUCGAUGAUCAGGGCCUUCGAGACGGAGCAAUACUCAUAUGGGGCCGAGUCGACGUUUUGUUGGCUGGAGCGGUACGAGGAAUUCCUGCAAUUCUACGAGGUCACCGACGAGGAGGGGAAGGAAAAAUUCACCUAUAUGUACCUGCCGGAUUUUUUGGCCUCCCCUGCUAAACAACACUAUCGAGGGACAAUAAAGAUGAACGAGUCAGCCUGCCGGGUGGACCAUCCCGACUGUAUCGCCUCGUUUCUCUUCACCACCGGCUUCACUACCGUAUCCCACUACAACGAGAUGCAUCCGCUCAUCGAAAAAUGGCGGGCAAUUUCCAGAAAAUACCCGGAAUUCGCGGCCGUCUCCUACACCGAAAGACAUAUGUUUGCCGAUCAGUCCGCCAGCCUCCCGGGUGUCAUUUGGGAGACUCUCUGGUCCGAAGUUUUUUGUAUGGGCCUCUCCUUUCUAAUCUUCAUCCCCGAUACCGUGUCCAUCGCCGCCGGCAUGUUCGCCCUCGUUUCGGUGAAUUUGGGCGUUUUCGGCUUUCUGACCCUGUGGGGUGUCCAUAUCGACCCGAUCAGCAUGGCCGCAUUAUUAAUGUCGAUCGGCUUUUCCGUGGACAUUUCGGCUCAUAUCAGCUAUCAUUUCUACGAUGUCAAGGGAAAGACAACACGCGACCGCCUCGAGACAACUUUUCUGCACAUCGGCUGGCCGACGAUACAGGGCGGAAUGGCGACGCUGUUGGCCAUGGUAUUCAUUCUGUUGCGGCCCAGCUAUUUGGGAAUCGUCUUUUUAAAGACCGUUUUCCUCGUGGUCCUCUUCGGUCUCCUCCACGGUCUCAUCGUUCUGCCCUGCUUCCUGUCGUUAUUUUCGACCGUCAGCGUGCCGAGUCAAGCUCCGCCCAUUCCGAAGAAAAAGCAUCCACAACCGGAUGCAAUGGACAACCAACAAAUGACCGUCCGGAACGACUUA